Trachemys scripta elegans is the source of this 3202-nucleotide messenger RNA. RefSeq names its product parvin alpha (gene PARVA). Gene Ontology annotation, molecular function: actin binding. The record is from RefSeq and is a predicted model, not a curated record. Gene Ontology annotation, cellular component: actin cytoskeleton; cytoplasm; focal adhesion. Lineage: Eukaryota; Metazoa; Chordata; Testudines; Emydidae. Gene Ontology annotation, biological process: actin cytoskeleton organization; substrate adhesion-dependent cell spreading; cilium assembly. The coding region runs from base 102 to 1223 and encodes 373 amino acids. The transcript is spliced from 13 exons.
AAUGCUUGAAAUAAUUCCGCUUCCGUUUGGAGCAGGGAGCAGCCUCUCGCUCCAGCUGGGUUUCAAACCUGCCUCCCCUCAGCCCUGAACUCGGGCGCGGCAUGGCAACCUCUCCCCCGAAAUCCCCCUCGACCCCCAAGUCCCCCACCACCCCCAAGUCGCCCCCGUCGCGGAAGAAAGAUGACUCCUUCUUGGGCAAACUUGGCGGGACCCUGGCCCGGAGGAAAAAAGCCAAAGAAGUGUCUGAACUACAGGAAGAAGGAAUAAAUGCCAUUAAUUUACCUCUCAGUCCAAUUCCAUUUGAACUAGAUCCUGAGGACACGAUGCUAGAGGAAAAUGAAGUCCGAACAAUGAUUGAUCCAAAUUCAAGAAGUGACCCCAAAUUACAAGAGCUAAUAAAGGUAUUAAUUGACUGGAUUAAUGAUGUAUUGGUAGGAGAAAGGAUCAUUGUGAAGGACCUUGCUGAAGACAUGUAUGAUGGACAAGUAUUACAGAAAUUAUUUGAGAAACUUGAGAGUGAAAAACUGAAUGUUGCUGAAGUCACACAGUCUGAAAUUGCUCAGAAGCAGAAGUUACAGACAGUUCUUGAAAAGAUUAAUGAAACCCUUAAACUUCCUCCAAGGAGCAUCAAGUGGACUGUUGACUCUGUUCAUGCAAAAAGUCUUGUAGCAAUACUUCGUCUUUUGGUUGCAUUGUCACAAUAUUUUCGGGCACCAAUCAGACUCCCAGACCAUGUGUCCAUUCAGGUUGUUGUUGUCCAGAAACGAGAAGGAAUCCUCCAGUCCCGACAAAUCCUAGAGGAAAUAACUGGUAACACUGAGGCAUUAUCAGGAAGGUAUGAACGGGAUGCAUUUGACACUUUAUUUGACCAUGCUCCAGACAAGCUCAAUGUUGUAAAAAAGACCCUCAUCACUUUUGUGAACAAGCACCUGAAUAAACUGAAUUUGGAGGUUACAGAACUGGAAACCCAGUUUGCAGACGGUGUGUACCUAGUGCUGCUAAUGGGUCUCCUGGAGGGCUAUUUUGUGCCUCUGCACAGCUUUUUCUUGACUCCUGAUAGUUUUGAACAAAAGGUCAUUAAUGUGUCCUUUUCAUUUGAGCUAAUGCAAGAUGGAGGAUUGGAAAAACCAAAACCGAGGCCAGAAGAUAUUGUAAAUUGUGACUUGAAGUCCACACUGAGAGUGCUGUACAAUUUGUUUACCAAAUACCGGAAUGUGGAGUGAGGAAUUUAUUUGGGACAGAUGAACGUCUGUUAACAAAGCAACCCAUCACAACAAACAAUCGUAUACUUCAUGGUCAUCCCUUUGCAUUUGUAUUUUUUAAAGGAGCUGAAUCAUUUCUCAGAAGUGUUUUGAACUGAUUAUUCUUGCUACGCUUAUUAUACCAUAUGCUUAAAAUUAGGGCUACAUUAAACCAAAUGAAAUGAUGAAGUAAAAAGUUUGAAGGAAGAUAACUAGGUACCUUCUGGGGAAUUCCAUCUCUGAUUAAUAUUUCUCUAGUCUAUUUAAAAUACUCAGAGCAACAAGCGAUAGACUUGAUAGCUUUAAUUAAACUGGACUUUAGAACCAAUUGUAGGAGGUUAUCUUCAGCUGUAUAUUAAAUAAUAAUUGGGGGGGGGAAUCAGUUAUUUUUCUAAUCUGAGAGAAGACAAUGUCUUCUAUCCAUAAUAAGAUGGAUGCAUCAGGGGAUCCUGCUAACUUACUGAAUGUGUAUGGAAGGAUAAGUAGGAUGUGAUGGUUCACACUGGAGUUAAGAAGACGAGAUCUGUAAAAGGCACUAAACCCGGUUAACUAUUUUAUGUUGUUGUAUAAAUCAAGGCUUAAAUUUUCUGGGUACUAACUGAUAUGACUACUUAUUCCUUCAGACUCGUAAUGAUGUGAUGUUCUGAUUUAAAUGUGCAUUGUCGAUCAGUCGGAACAGCACUCUUUACAGCUUGUAUGCUUGAUUCUGUGCAAUGAGAAGACCUUUACUGCGAAGUACAAAAUUCAUUACAGUGUCAAAACCUUAUAAUACAGCCUCUUCAUAAGUAUAGGAUCUAUCCUACAAAGACACCCAGGGACAGUAGAAACUGAAGUAAGGGAAUUGUUUUUACUUAAAAUGAACAGUUUAGAAAAAUAUAAUUAGUAUAAAUUAUGCAGUAUGUUGGAAGGGCACAAGGAAUUAAUAAUUAAAGCCUACAUUUAAAAAAAAACCUGGGUUCCCAACUAAAGGCCUUAAAGAAGCCUGAUUUUCAGAAAGUGGGUGCUCAAUACUUACUGAAAAUCAGACCUCUUUAGGUUGCUUCAAGUUAGGCACCCAAAAAUGGAAGCGUGCAAGAUCACUAUUCACUUUUGAAAAAUUAGGCCAAAAGCCUAAUAUCGUGUAAGAGUAGUGAGGCGUGUUUGAGCAUACACAUUUUAAUAAAAGUGGUAAAGAGUGAUCAAGAAAAGUAAAGUUUGUAGUGUAUCAUACUGUAAUAUUUGUAAAACUAUUAGAUGGGAUAGCACUUAAAUACUGUAGCCUAAAAAAUACGGGAUAAACAACUUAUUUUUUUUACUUUGAUAUUUUGCCUUUACUUUAGAAAGAAAUUCUAUAAAUUAAAUAGAAAAUAAAAUAGUGCCUGUUUUUCUCUAUAGUCUAUUUUAUACAUUCAGCUGCAGGCCUUGUAUGUUGCUAGUUUAGAUUUAUUUACAUAAAAGGAGGCAGUGUCUAUCCCCUUGGUUAGUUCAUGAUUGAAUUGUUUUGUUGUACAAUGUACAUCACGCAAAAGUAUGAUUGUUAUUUUCUGGAAACAGUCCUCCACCCUUCACAUUCUAAUGCAUUUUUUGGCAUUAACUCAGACUUGCUGAGAUUGUUACAAUACAAGAUUCUGUGGAAGUUUUAGAUGAACAAGAAUUAUUUUUCCGCUCGAAUCAUGACAUUCAUGAGCUGUGAUGAUUUUACAUUUUCAGUUGUAAGACACACAGAAGACAUGGGGCCUGCUUCUCCUCUCGCAUCUCUAUCAGGCCUCAAUUGGAUAGGCAUAGGUGUCCAUGCUAGUAGAUCACAUUGCAUGAGUCUAAAUCAGGAACAGUGCCAUUGAAACCAGUGGUUACCAAGGAGAGUAGUAAAUUAAUAAUUACUUAUAGUUUUAAAAUCAAGAUUUAGAUGUCUUUCUAAGAGGGAUGCUCCGACUCAGCCACAUGUUAUUGGGCUCAGUAGUGUUCACUUAAAUAGUUGAAAA